Camelus dromedarius (Arabian camel) is the source of this 999-nucleotide messenger RNA. RefSeq names its product chromosome 12 C11orf98 homolog (gene C12H11orf98). Bases 53 to 424 code for a protein of 123 amino acids. The transcript is spliced from 4 exons. The record is from RefSeq and is a predicted model, not a curated record. NCBI's taxonomy places the organism in Eukaryota, Metazoa, Chordata, Mammalia, Artiodactyla, Camelidae.
ACCCUGCGCCGAGCGGAAACGUGAACCCGGUAGCCUGCCUCGCAAGGAAGCCAUGGGUGCUCCGGGUGGAAAGAUCAAUCGGCCCCGAACGGAGCUGAAGAAGAAGCUGUUCAAGCGACGGCGGGUGUUGAACCGGGAGCGCCGACUGAAGCACCGGGUGGUCGGGGCUGUGAUAGACGAAGGGCUGAUUACUCGGCACCACCUCAAGAAGCGGGCGUCCAGUACCCGUGCCAACAUCACUCUGUCUGGGAAGAAGCGCAGAAAACUCCUCCAGCAGAUCCGGCUUGCCCAGAAAGAGAAAGCAGCCAUGGAAGUGGAAGCCCCUGCCAAGCCAGCCAGGACUAAUGAAUCACAGCCCAAAUCGAAAAAGAAGACAAAAGCUCCCCAGGAUGUAGUCAUGGAGGACGUUGAAGAUGAGAGCUAAAUCUCACCCCUUCCACCAGAAGAUGCUCAUCUGGAGCUAGGAUGACUCAAUGGUUGUUUCUGGAGACUUUGGAGAAAGCACUGCUCCUUUUCACUCUCCCCAGAUUCCCCUUCCAUAAUAGCCUAGUGACCUGCCCUGGAGAGAUGUAUUGAGAGGAAGAGGGUAGAAAAGAAAGAUUGGAGAGUGGGCUUGUAGCAGUCCACUCCAUUUGCAAUAAAGCCCUAGAAUUCUCACUGAGAUAUGCGUGAUUGUAUGUUGGAAUGGGCAUGGGCCCUGAAAAGGGGCUGUGAGUGGGCAAACAAGACAAUUGGGAAAUAGGACCCACAGAGCUUACUUGAGCAAAGACAGCAAGCAGCCAACCUCCAUGAUGGCCCUUUCUCCCUAGUGAGUGAUACUCCAGCUUUCCAUUUCUGACAAAAUAAAGAUUACUGUAGAGAUGGCAGAGGAAGUAAAGGUCCUGAUACCAGCCCUGCCACUUCCCCUGUUUGACCAGGGUGGGCAAGGGACCAUGUUUGUCUCUGUUUCCUUUGCUGGACUGUAUUUUUAAUAAAGUGAACAUUAUUUUUCCCCUUUAA